AUGGACCUACAUGGACCCACCACAGACCCACCAUGGACCCACCAUGGACCCACCAUGGACAUACAUGGACCCACCAUGAACCCACCAUGGACAUACAUGGACCCACCACAGACCCACCAUGGACCUACAUGGACCCACCACAGACCCACCAUGGACCCACCAUGGACCUACAUGGACCCAGCACAGACCCACCAUGGACCCACCAUGGACCUACAUGGACCCACCAUGGACCUACAUGGACCUACAUGGACCCACCACAGACCCACCAUGGACCCACCAUGGACCUACAUGGACCCACCACAGACCCACCAUGAACCCACCAUGGACCCACCAUGGACCCACCAUGGACCUACAUGGACCCACCACGGACCCACCAUGAACCCACCAUGGACCCACCAUGGACCUACAUGGACCCACCACAGACCCACCAUGGACCCACCAUGGACCUACAUGGACCCACCACGGACCCACCAUGAACCCACCAUGGACCUACAUGGACCUACAUGGACCCACCACAGACCCACCAUGGACCCACCAUGGACCUACAUGGACCCACCACAGACCCACCAUGAACCCACCAUGGACCCACCAUGGACCCACCAUGGACCUACAUGGACCCACCACGGACCCACCAUGAACCCACCAUGGACCUACAUGGACCCACCACAGACCCAUCAUGGACCCACCAUGGACCUACAUGGACCCACCAUGGACCCACCAUAG
Messenger RNA from Pipistrellus kuhlii (Kuhl's pipistrelle), 723 nucleotides. Its product is annotated as extensin-2-like. Bases 1 to 723 code for a protein of 240 amino acids. Lineage: Eukaryota; Metazoa; Chordata; Mammalia; Chiroptera; Vespertilionidae. The record is from RefSeq and is a predicted model, not a curated record. The transcript has a single exon.